CUGACUUUGAGAAGUCCCAUAAGCAACAACCCAUCCGCUUUGGAAAUAAACAUCAAACGGAAAAAAGAUCCUCAAACAGAUUUCCUAUUUUUGCAACUAUCAAUUAAUUUGAGUCAUGCGAUAUUUCAAUCCUUCUUUCGUGUGUCACAAUGUUGCUCUUUUACGUGUCCAGAUGACGUAUUGAGGAGACCCUUGGCAACCGUUACCGUGUACGUUGUAAAAACCUUGGGUACUGAUACAGGUGUCUCGUACCACAUCCUGAUGGGAGGCAAGGCAUCAGUUAGCCUUACAGGCGGUGCAACAACCAACCACGUUUUGGUCAAUAUACAACCGCUUACAACAUACCUAGAUCUACUGGCAGGUGCGACAAAUAAGAUACCUUAUCCUGUGGACGUGGUUGGGGUCGGCCCGUAUAGGUACAUGUUGACAGACUUGAAUCAAGGCGGCGAACACACGGACGGCGUCAUCAUCUUCCUGCACCAGAUCCACCCUCCAGCCGCGUGUAUCAUGUUCAAACAUGGUUCAAAAGCAACGUAUGAGAUCCCCUUCGAUCUGAAACCCGCCACAGAGUUAACUUCAACGUUUCAGAAUCCACACAAGUCACGCCAUGGAUGACGUAUAUAUUGAAAAUUCACACUCAAACGUAACAACGUUUACUACAUGUAGGUGUAUCCAGCUUAUCAAAUGAUAAUUAUAGUCAAGUUGUACUUUUACAUUUAUUCCAUACAACAGAGUCAAUCUAAUUUAGUUGAAUAAAUAAGUGUUAGUUGUGUUUUCGGUGAAUAUCAAUGUUUUUUAACCAGUUGUAUAUUUGAUAUACAUGUAUUAUAAAAAGGUAAGGUAUUACCUGCUAGAAAUUUAUCAGAUGAAAA
Mizuhopecten yessoensis (Yesso scallop) is the source of this 872-nucleotide messenger RNA. RefSeq lists its product as uncharacterized. NCBI's taxonomy places the organism in Eukaryota, Metazoa, Mollusca, Bivalvia, Pectinida, Pectinidae. The transcript has 3 exons. Bases 262 to 615 code for a protein of 117 amino acids. The record is from RefSeq and is a predicted model, not a curated record.